This is a messenger RNA of Otolemur garnettii (small-eared galago), 1206 nucleotides long. RefSeq names its product motilin receptor (gene MLNR). Lineage: Eukaryota; Metazoa; Chordata; Mammalia; Primates; Galagidae. The coding region runs from base 1 to 1206 and encodes 401 amino acids. The transcript is spliced from 2 exons. The record is from RefSeq and is a predicted model, not a curated record. Gene Ontology annotation, biological process: G protein-coupled receptor signaling pathway. Gene Ontology annotation, cellular component: plasma membrane. Gene Ontology annotation, molecular function: G protein-coupled peptide receptor activity.
AUGGGCAGUGUCUGGAACGGCAGCAACAGCCCCGAGGGCGCGCAGGAGCCGCCGUGGGCCGCGCUGCCGCCUUGCGACGAGCGCCGCUGCUCGCCCUUUCCCCUGGGGACGCUGGUGCCAGUGACCGCCGUGUGCCUGGGCCUGUUCGCCGUCGGCGUGAGCGGCAACGCGGUGACCGUGCUGCUGAUCGCGCGCUGCCGGGACCUGCGGACCACCACCGACCUGUACUUGGGCAGCAUGGCCGUGUCCGACCUGCUCAUCCUACUCGGGCUCCCCUUCGACCUGUACCGCCUCUGGCGCUCACGGCCCUGGGUGUUCGGGCCGCUGCUGUGCCGUCUGUCGCUCUACCUGGGCGAGGGCUGCACCUACGCGUCGUUGCUGCACGUGACGGCCCUGAGCGCCGAGCGCUACCUGGCCAUCUGCCGCCCGCUCCGGGCCCGUGUCCUCGUCACCCGGCGCCGCGUCCGCGCGCUCAUCGCGGCGCUCUGGAUCGUGGCGCUGCUCUCCGCCGGGCCCUUCUUCUUCCUCGUGGGCGUCGAGCAGGACCCCGGCGUCUACGCGGCCCCGGAUUUCAACGGCACUGAGUGGGUCGCGCCCUCGGCCUCUGCCUGGCCGUCGCCCCUCCGGCCCUCUGGGGCACCACCCCUGUCCCCGCAGUCUGGGCCCGAGGCCGCGGCGCUGUUCAGCCGCGAGUGCCGGCCGAGCCGCGCUCAGCUGGGUGCGCUGCGCGUCAUGCUGUGGGUCACCACCGCCUAUUUCUUCCUGCCCUUCCUGUGCCUCAGCGUCCUCCACGGGCUCAUCGGGCGGGAGCUGUGGAGCAGCCGGGGACCGCUGCGAGGCCCGGCAGUCUCCGGGAGGGACAGGGGCCACAGGCGGACCGUCCGCGUGCUGCUGGUGGUGGUUCUGGCAUUUAUAGUUUGCUGGUUGCCUUUCCACGUUGGCAGAAUUAUUUACAUAAACACGAAAGAUUCCCGGAUGAUGUACUUCUCGCAGUACUUUAACGUCGUUGCUCUGCAACUGUUCUAUCUGAGUGCAUCCAUCAAUCCCAUCCUCUACAACCUCAUUUCAAAGAAGUACAGAGCAGCGGCCUGGAAACUGCUGCUCUCAAGACAGCCCAGGCUGAGAGGUUUCUGCAGAAGCAGGGACUCUGCGGGGGACACACCUGGCUGCACAGAGACCACCACUGAUAUAAAGAUGACUUUGUAA